Messenger RNA from Cucurbita pepo subsp. pepo (vegetable marrow), 3422 nucleotides. The record is from RefSeq and is a predicted model, not a curated record. NCBI's taxonomy places the organism in Eukaryota, Viridiplantae, Streptophyta, Magnoliopsida, Cucurbitales, Cucurbitaceae.
UCUUUUUACCGGUCCUUUGAACACCCUUAUGCCCUAUCCAUUCGGGUUUCCCUCUCAAUUCUUUCACAGACGUUUGCCGCCGCCCCUGUUUCAGCUGAAGAGUCUUAGUCGAGGUUGUGGACGGCUGUGGCGUUGUUGUUCUGGAAAGGAUUGAAGAAUAAGGAGGAGGAGGAGGAGGAGGCGGUGACAGGUGAUUUUGCCGAGGAAGAAGCAGAAGGCGAGUUCACUGCCGCCGCCGCUCUGGCUCGCUCCGAUUUGUUGCCCGGUAAUACUAUAUUGUCUCUUCCAUUAUUCACUACAAUUACUGAAAAAAAGUGAAGACUCUUGACGGAGCUUUAAAAUGGAAAACCAAGGGGUAUGCCCAACAGAAACAGACCGCUGCGGUUCGAAUCGGUCUUGGGAUUAAGCCGCUUGGUUCGACUGAUUCGACCUAUGAUUGGCAACCCUAGACGGGUCGAGGAAGAACUGAUUUUCUUCAAAUUCUAAUGUUUAUUUCUGUAUCAAUGCCCCGACCUAUCCUCUUUUGUUGGAUAGAAAAUCUCUUGAAUUUUGAGAAAUGUGAUUAUGGUUAUGUUUCAGAAGUGUUUGCUUCCAUUUGAGAAAUGGGUACUAUCGCUUUUGCAAAAUCUUUAAACCAACUGUUUGAGCUGACAAUGGGAAGGCAUGGCUAUUAUUUAUCUAGAAUUCCUGUCAUUAGACGAUUCAGAACUCAAUAUCUUGCAUUUAUCCCUUCCUCGAACCCAUUUUGCUCUGAUUAUACCCAGAACAACCCCAAUCAAAUUGAACAGGUUCCUAGUCAUCAGGAAGUAACAUUGAGCACCACCAGGAACCAACAUCCUAACCAUCCAGAACCUUUGUGCCAUGAGUUAGUUCAAAAGCUUCGGAUUUUACUUCAACAGGAGCGCACGGGUGCUGCCAAGAGGCUCAUUAAGUCUAUAAUUCUGUCCAAAUCUCCUUUCUCAUCACCUUGUGAUCUCAUUGCACUUUUUUCUGUCCAUUCUCCCAACUUGAAGCAUGUCUUUUCAAAUAUGUUGUUAAUGGCGUUUUUGGAUCUCAAAAUGCUUGAUGAUGCCAUAAGAUUAUGUACCUCAAUGAAGGAAAAUGGCGUUGUUCCUGCUGUGGCCACCCUCAGCGUUUUAUUUAAACUUUUAAUGUCUUCUAAAGAGUUUAGAAAAACGCUCGACUUUUUUUCUGAACUUGUCGAAUCUGGUAUUCGACCAGAUAGCUUCAUGUAUGGUAAGGCAGUUGAGGCGGCAAUAAAACUAGGGGAGACGAACAGAGCCUUUGAUUUGAUGUGUUGCAUGAAGAAGAUAGGGAUUAGUCCUACUGUGUUUGUGUCUAAUGUGCUAAUUUCUGGUCUUUGCAAAGAGAAGAAGCUGAUUGAUGCACAGAAGAUGUUUGAUGAAAUGAUCAAUACAAAUUUGUCCCCGAAUUCGGUAACUUACAAUACCAUUAUCAAUGGAUAUUGUAAGGUGGGAAAACUGGAUAAAGCUUUUAGUUUGAAAGAGAGGAUGAAGCAAGAAAAUUUGGAACCUAAUCUUGUAACAUACAAUUCUUUGCUAAGUGGACUCUGUCAGGCAAAGCAGAUGGAGGAAGCAAAAAAGCUAUUGCGUGAGAUGGAAACUUAUGGGUUUGCACCUGAUGGAUUUACUUAUAGCAUACUUUUUGAUGGGUAUCUGAGGUCUGGUGAUGAUGAAGCCUCAAUAGUUCUGUAUGAAGAAACAGUGAAGAAAGGGGUGAGAAUAAAUAAAUAUACUUGUUGUAUUUUGUUGAAUGGGUUAUGUAAAGAUGGGAAGGUGGAAAAAGCAGAGGAGAUUCUGAUGAAAUUAAUGAUGGAUGGAUUGGUUCCGGAUGAAAUCCAUUUUAAUGUACUAGUGGAUGGUUACUGUCGAAAAGGAAAUAUCAACGGUGCUAUAUCAACCAUCCAACGGAUGGAAAAUCAAGGCUUAACACCCAAUUGUAUCACUUUUAAUUCGUUGAUCAAUACAUUUUGUGAAAUGAAGGAGAUGGACAAGGCAGAGGAAUGGCUGAGAAAGAUGAUAGCGAGGGAAGUUUGCCCUAGCAUCGAAACGUAUAACAUCCUUCUCGAUGGUUAUGGACGGGCUUGUCUUUUUGAUAGAUGUUUCCAAGUUCUUGAAGAAAUGGAAAGCAAAGGAAUAAAGCCAAAUGUGGUAAGCUAUGGAACUCUUAUCAAUUGUCUCUGCAAGGGUGGUAGAUUUGUUGAAGCUGAAGUAAUUUUUGCUGACAUGGAUGGUAAAGGAGUUCUUCCAAAUGCUCAAAUUUAUAAUAUGCUGAUUGAUUGUAAGUGCACAUUAGGGAAAAUGCAAGAUGCUUUCAAGAUUUUUGAUGAAAUGAUUGAUAGGAACAUUACCCCGACCCUUUCGACGUACAACUCACUUAUCAAUGGACUCUGCAAGAAAGGAAGGGUGAUUGAAGCAGAAGAAUUAGUCAACCAAAUUACAAACAGUGGUCUUACACCUGAUGUGAUCACAUACAACUCCCUUAUCCUUGGGCAUUGUAGUUCUGGGAACCCCCAAAAAGGUCUCGAGAUAUAUGAAACGUUGAAAAAACAAGGCAUCAAUCCUACAUUAAUAACGUAUCAUGUUUUAAUAUCUGGAUGCAGCGAGGUUGGUUUAGAUACAGUUGAGAAACUGUUCGGCGAAAUGUUACUCAUGGAUCUUGCUCCAGAUAGAGUUGUUUAUAAUGCAAUGAUUUAUUGCUACAUAGAGAACGGAGAUGUUCAAAAGGCAUUUGUUUUGUACAAAAAGAUGAUCGAUGAAAGAGUCGAACUAGACAAGAUGACUUAUAACAGCUUGAUUUUAGGAUGCUUGAGAGAUGGUAAGGUUACAGAAGUAAGGAAACUUGUUGAUGAUAUGAAGGCUAGAGGGUUGAGUCCUAAGGGUGACACUUACAAUAUCCUAGUCAAGGGACUUUGUGAACUUGGUGAUUAUGGCGAGGCACAUGUAUGGUAUAAGGAAAUGUUCAAAAACCAUUUUUUGUUAAAUGCCUCCGUUUGCAAUCAACUCAUUGAUGGUCUUAAGAGAGAGGGGAGGUUUCAAGAAGCCCAUCUUAUUUUGUCUGAGAUGCAUGUCAAAGGACUGUGUGUCUGGAAUAUGAGUAAUCAGCCUGCUGCAUCUAUGACCAUGUGAUAUGAGGAAUCUGUGAACACAUUUGGCUAUCACUGCAUUGAAAAACGUUUCUGCAGUUGGCCUAUCUUGCCAUGAAUGAGUUGACAACUGAGCGGUGUAGGCUUCCUGCUGUGGCGUUUUGCUUGUUUCUGCUUCGCCAAAAGUGAUAUUACAACAGUGGGGAAGGAAAGCCCAAUCUUGUCAAACAAAGGUUACAGAAAACUCAUUAGCGUGCCACCAAGUUGGAGCUCUUCAAGUGAGAUCCUACGGAGUCCAAAAAGGGCAUUGAGGAGC